This is a messenger RNA of Danio aesculapii, 1087 nucleotides long. RefSeq names its product thiosulfate sulfurtransferase like domain containing 3 (gene tstd3). Gene Ontology annotation, molecular function: thiosulfate-cyanide sulfurtransferase activity. Gene Ontology annotation, cellular component: mitochondrion. Bases 144 to 683 code for a protein of 179 amino acids. Lineage: Eukaryota; Metazoa; Chordata; Actinopteri; Cypriniformes; Danionidae. The record is from RefSeq and is a predicted model, not a curated record. The transcript is spliced from 4 exons.
CAUGCGUAGAAGAGCAGUGUAGGUAGCAGCAAUCCUGCUACGCAACUGGCAUUCAGUCCCAUUGCGAUUUCGUCAAUAUUUAUGUACAUACAAGAAAAAAGGAGCGUCGUUACCGAGCAGCUUUACAUACUGCGAGUACUAGCAUGGCGUUAAAUGUUUGUUCGCGGCUGACGAGAACUGUUGUCCGCGUUUUAGCUAGCACAAGUGCGAUUCCUGUCACAAGACCACUGACAACGAGUUCGUGGACACAUUUACGUUACUUAAACAAUAUCCGCAUCAUUCGGUAUGAUGGUACUACAUUACGAAAUUUCAGCUCUUCAAGUCAGCCUUCAAUAGAUGUGUCCUAUGAGCAGCUUAAGAAACUGCUGGUGUCUGGAUCCAGUGUGGUUAUUGACGUCCGUGAGCCCUGGGAACUCAGAGAAUAUGGGAACAUACAGGGGUCAAUCAACGUCCCAUUAGGACAGGUGAACGGAGCUCUCCAGCUCACACCUGAUGAGUUCAAGGAGAAAUAUGGAGGAGAAAUGCCAUCAAAAUCCCAAAAUUUAGUCUUCAGUUGCCUUGCUGGUGUAAGAAGCAAACAUGCCCUGGAAUCAGCAGUGUCUUUAGGAUACACCAAGGUUCAACAUUUUCCAGGUGGAUGGCAAGAAUGGGCAGAACGUGAAUUAAUACAAACCAAAAAAUAAUUGCCACGUUGUAGCAAUGUUAACACUGUGAUGGAAGUUUAAUUGAUUUGAACUGCAAUCUGAAAAGUAUCAAAGACAUUAAGUAAAAAAUGUGCCACUGAAACUAAAUGAUAAAUGUAUGUAAUUGACUGGAAAUAAAAGGAACAAUGUGAUUACAUUUCAAGACUGAAAAAAUACACUGCUACGUUUGAAUUGAGCACCUUUGUCAUAACAAGCUGUUGUGAGUUGAAAUAGGAGUGACUUCUGUUCAAAGGGCUGUGAACUUUUUGCCUAAUAUAUAAACCUAAAUAUUUUGAGCAGGCAAAACUGUAUUCAAUCACAGUCGGAAUAUAUAAAAAUGUUUAAAAUUGUUUGGAGAAAUAUGUUUGUUUUUUUUAUUUUCUGAAAAUAAAACAUUAAUGCCA